AUGGAAAUCUACAAUACAAAUAAUUUAUCAGUCACUGGUUUAUCUCAGAUAUUUCCACUACAUUAUUCAAAAGAAGAUGUUAAUCGUCUAAAAGAAUGCUUAUAUGAUGUCAACGAUGAUUAUUAUUCAUUAAAAGAAUCAUUAUCACCAGAAAAUAUAGAUCUUCUUAGAAAAGAGACUGAUGAUGGAAAGAAAGAAUUAGAAGAACUACAAACAAUGUAUGAUGAUACAGCAUAUGCAAUCGAAGCAUUAUUACAAAGAAUAGAAGAAAUCAAACAGUCCCCAUUACGUCGUGAUUUAGAAAUCCAACAAGAUAAAAUCAAAUUCUUGAAAGCUGCUUUAGCAUUGCAAGUCGAAAAAUAUCGCGGAAACAAGGCCGAAUACAGACGAAAUCGAAAAGAAAAAGUAGUUAAAGGCGCUAAAACAUUAUUAGAGAAGAGUAUUUUACAAGAAAAUAUUGAUUAUAAUAAUCGAGUUGUUAUUUUACAUGGUUUGCAAAGUUGUGUCACAGAAAUUGAUCUUCGAACAUUGUUUGAUCAUUAUGGUACUAUAUAUACUGUUAUUAUAUCAAAUGAUAUUGCAAAAAUCGAAUUUGAUACUGCUGUUGCUGCCGCGAAGAGUUUGAAUUGCCAGUCUACUCUAUUCAGAGAUAUAUUUGUUGAUGAUGGAUAUUAUGAUGAUUAUGAUUACGAAUAUGAUGAAAACCAAGAUUAUUUUUCAGAUGACUCUCCUGAAUCAACAAUAGAACCUGUUUCCAAAUCCAAACGAUUUGCAAACACAUCAACAAUGUUAUCAUUAUCAGAUUAA
Trichomonas vaginalis G3 is the source of this 807-nucleotide messenger RNA. RefSeq names its product RNA-binding domain, RBD family-containing protein. Gene Ontology annotation, molecular function: RNA binding. The record is from RefSeq and is a predicted model, not a curated record. The coding region runs from base 1 to 807 and encodes 268 amino acids. The transcript has a single exon. NCBI's taxonomy places the organism in Eukaryota, Parabasalia, Trichomonadida, Trichomonadidae.